This is a messenger RNA of Anthostomella pinea, 1779 nucleotides long. Lineage: Eukaryota; Fungi; Ascomycota; Sordariomycetes; Xylariales; Xylariaceae. The record is from the annotation of a GenBank genome assembly.
AUGAGGCUCCCUCCCAACCGCUUCACGGCUCAGCCCGAGCAGCCUGUCGUUGAAAAGACCGUGCCGGAAACAGACAAGGAGGCCGGAUUGGUGACCGAGCAAAACCCAAUCAGCGAUUCCGAGUCGGCCGACGUCGAUGCCAUCUCCGCCGAUGCCCAAGCUGGUGUGCAGAAGAUCGAAGCUGUCACCAAGGUUUGGUCAAAGAACCAUUUGAUAGCAGCCUACGUCUUCAUUUGGGUCAUCUACUUCGUCGAUGCUAUGCAACAGGGCACCUCGACUCUGCUGACUCCCUAUGUCACCAGCGCCUUCGCCGAGCACUCGUUGACUGCCACCACCGGUGUCAUGUCUAGCAUUAUCGGAGGUGUUUCCAAGCUUACCCUGGCCAAGAUUCUCGAUGUUUGGGGUCGCCCGCAAGGCUUCAUGCUCACCAUGCUUCUGAUGACCCUUGGGCUUGUCAUGAUGGCGGCUUGCAACAACGUUGAGACUUAUGCUGCCGCUCAAGUGUUUUAUUGGGUUGGGUACAAUGGAAUCUCGUACACCAUAUCCGUCUUCAUUGCCGACACUUCGGCCUUGAAGAACAGAGGCCUGAUGCUUGGCUUCCUCAGCUCUCCCUACAUCGCCACCGUCUGGAUCACCGGCCCCAUCUCCCAGAGCCUUAUCAGCGGUAUUGGAUUCAGGUGGGGAUUUGGUAUCUUCGCCAUCAUCACGCCCCUCAUGUGUCUUCCUCUCUUCUUCCUCUUCACCUGGAAUCAGAGAAAGGCAAAGAAGAUGGGGGUGCUUGUUCCUCGAAACAGCGGCCGGACGCUCUUGCAGUCCAUCAAGUACUAUUUCUGGGAAUUCGAUGUCAUCUGUCUCCUUCUGAUCUCGGGCGGCUUUGCGCUGUUCCUGCUGCCCUUUAGCAUCUACUCCUACCAGAAGUAUGGGUGGAGAGAUCCCCUAACCAUCUGCUUCAUCAUUUUCGGUGGCCUCAUGCUGAUCGCGGCCGCGGUCUGGGAGAAAUACUUUGCUCCCGUCAAGUUCAUGCCGUGGGAGCUGCUCACGGAUCGCACUGUAGUGGGUGCCUGCGUCCUCUCAGCCGUCCUCUUCGUCGAGUACUACAUCUGGACCGCCUACUUCUCCUCGUGGCUCCAAGUUGUGAUGAACCUCAACCUCACCCAGACCGGAUACAUCAGCCAGAUCUACUCCAUAGGCUCCUGCUUUUUCUCCAUCAUCGUCGGUGUUGUAGUGCGAUGGAGUGGCCGCUUCAAGUGGAUCACACUCUACUUUGGCGUGCCGGUCACUAUAUUGUCGAUUGGCCUACUCAUCCACUUCCGCGAACCGGGCACCCACCUUGGAUGGAUCAUCAUGUGCGAGAUCCUCUACGCUUUUGCAGGUGGCGCCUGCGUCAUCUGCGAGCAACUUGCGGUCAUGGCGGCCGCCGCCCAUCAGCACGUCGCCGUCGUGCUCGCCGUCGAGGGCAUGUUCAGCAGCGUUGGUGGCGCCAUCGGUCUUUCCAUCGCCGGCGCCAUCUGGACCGGCCUCUUCCCCGUCAAGCUGGCCGAGUAUCUACCCGAGGAGUCGCAAGCCAACCUCACCAGCAUCUACGGCGACCUCGUCACCCAGCUCUCGUACCCUGUGGGUUCCCCGACUCGCGACGCCAUCAUCCGCGCCUACGGUGAUGCGCAGAAGUGGAUGUUCGUUGCCGCUACCACUAUCACCAUCAUUGGUCUUGUGGCGGUCAUGUUCUGGCGCGACAUCAAGGUCAAGGACUUCAAGCAGGUCAAGGGCCGCGUCAUCUAA